Molecule: messenger RNA, 438 nt
Organism: Diaporthe amygdali
Lineage: Eukaryota; Fungi; Ascomycota; Sordariomycetes; Diaporthales; Diaporthaceae
Exons: 2
Coding region: 1-438 (145 amino acids)
Source: RefSeq, a predicted model, not a curated record
AUGAGGACUAAGCGCCACAUCGAGUUGUCGGGGGCCACCCACAAAGUCGGUACUACUGCGAAGCCGCUGCUGGUAGCGGAUGGUCUUGCUCUCAGCGCCCGUACCCACGACACCGGCGCGCUACGGGCCCUGAUCGACGCCGGUGACCCGCUUGAUGGCGGAGCAUAUGCGUGUGUGGGCAGCCCUAAAUUCAGGAACCCAGCUCGCGGACUAGACGGCUCUGGUGGCGGCAGCUACUCGGAUGCGCGCACAGCUGCCAGACUUUUAGAGUUGGCGACCACGGCGAUCAAACGGGCGAAGGCGCUGCAGUGGGGGAGGUUCGUGGAUAACAGUGAAUUGGAGACCCAUCGGGGCCAACGUGUCGAAAUCCACUGGGCACAGUUGACGGGCUGGAGUGGGACACAGGCGCUAGAGAAGCAAGCGCUGAGACCGCAAUAA